This is a messenger RNA of Trachemys scripta elegans, 4976 nucleotides long. It is a transcript of the gene FRK, whose product is annotated as fyn related Src family tyrosine kinase. Bases 502 to 2106 code for a protein of 534 amino acids. Gene Ontology annotation, molecular function: ATP binding; non-membrane spanning protein tyrosine kinase activity; signaling receptor binding. The transcript has 8 exons. The record is from RefSeq and is a predicted model, not a curated record. Gene Ontology annotation, biological process: cell differentiation; cell surface receptor protein tyrosine kinase signaling pathway; protein phosphorylation. Gene Ontology annotation, cellular component: extrinsic component of cytoplasmic side of plasma membrane. NCBI's taxonomy places the organism in Eukaryota, Metazoa, Chordata, Testudines, Emydidae.
CGCAGAGAGGUUCACUGCUGAUCACAGAGCAGGCACCCAUAUGGGACAAGAAAAAGAAUUAUCAGAAGCAGUACAACUUGGGAAGAGUCAACACUAAGAUUUUCUAAUGAUUCCUAAUUAUUUUUACAUUUUUUUUCUUUUGGCAGGACAAAAAGAUCAAUGAUUGUCUGUUGCUCCCAGAUUUUGGCCCAAACACUUUCUUUUUUUGUUUUCUUGAUCAGAAGAGGAAGCAAACAAUUCACCCACAUGCACUAUUGCACUUUAAUGCUCAGGUAUAAUUCCUGAGUCUGAAGCUGCCUGAAAGGAGCUCUCAUUGGGGCUCUGGAAAGAAAAGUUUCCAGCUGCAGCAAAAUUUAUUUAACCCUGUACCAAAGGAGGAAAAAUAUCCUGCAAAGAACUAAACGGAUGAUAAUGCAAAAGUAUGUUUAAAGGUCUUGCCACUUGGAAAAGAAAGGAGACAUAAGGAGGAGAGAAGAAGCCACAAAGAAACAGAGGAGCAGCAUGGGGAACUUUUGCCGGAAACAUUGCACUUGGAUGCAGCGGUGUGCCCCUUGGCUCUUCCAAGAGAGUGAUGGCGGACAGGGAGAGAGAUAUAAGACGGGGAUGGGCCAAGAUAAUCUGGGCUGGUCGGGAGAUGACUGCCAGACAGAGAAUACUUCUCAGAUAACAACAAAGAAAGAUGUGACUAGAAUUCCUUUGCCCAAGCCCAAGAACCACCACAAGUUUGUAGCACUUUUUGAUUAUCAGGGCCGCACUAAGGAGGACCUGAGCUUCCGAGCUGGAGAUAAACUCGAGGUGCUGGAUACAUCUCCGGAGGGCUGGUGGUAUGCUAGCCUCCUCCUGGACAGUGGAUCAACACAGCCUGGACAGAAGCUCCGUGGCUACAUCCCUGCCAACUAUGUAGCUCCUGAUCAGAGCGUUGAGGCUGAACCAUGGUUUUUUGGACCAGUCUCACGAGCAGAUGCAGAGAAACAACUGUUGUGCCCUGAAAAUCAGGAAGGAGCUUUCCUAAUCCGAGAAAGUGAAAGUAAAAAAAGCCAAUUCUCCCUUUCAGUCUUUGAUGGAGCAGUUGUGAAACACUACAGGAUCCAACAGGAGGCUGGAGAAGGCUUUUUUCUUAGCAAAAAGAAUACUUUUAAAACAUUGAAUGCUUUUGUUGACCACUACACCAUUAACAGCGAUGGCCUCUGUGUAAAGCUCAGGAAGCCCUGUAUAAAGAAGAAAGUUCCUGCUCCUUUCGAUUUGUCAUACAAAACUGCAGACCAGUGGGAGAUAGACCGAAAUUCUCUGAAACUGUUGAAAAAAUUAGGUUCUGGUCAAUUUGGUGAGGUGUGGGAAGGUCUCUGGACUAAUACCACGCCAGUGGCAAUCAAAACAUUAAAACCAGGUUCAAUGGAUCCAAAGGACUUCCUGAGGGAGGCACAAAUAAUGAAGAACCUUAGACAUCCAAAGCUUAUUCAGCUCUAUGCGGUUUGCACUUUAGAGGAUCCAAUUUAUAUUAUUACUGAGCUGAUGAGACAUGGAAGUCUGCUAGAAUACCUCCAAAAUGAUGCAGGUUCACAAGUCCAUCUGCCUGAACAAAUAGACAUGGCAGCUCAGGUUGCCUCAGGUAUGGCUUACUUGGAAUCCCAGAACUAUAUCCACCGGGAUUUGGCGGCCAGGAAUGUCCUUGUGGGCGAACACAAUGUUUACAAAGUGGCAGAUUUUGGACUUGCAAGAGUUUUUAAGUUAGAAAAUGAAAAUGUAUAUGAAGCUAAACAUGAAACGAAACUCCCUGUGAAAUGGACAGCCCCUGAAGCGAUCCGCUGCAAUAAAUUCAGCAUUAAGUCUGAUGUGUGGUCAUUUGGAAUACUUCUUUUUGAAAUAAUCACCUAUGGGAAGAUGCCUUAUUCUGGUAUGAUGGGCUACCAAGUAAUCCAGAAGCUGGAUAAAGGAUACAGAAUCCCUCAACCAGCUAACUGCCCAGAUAAGCUCUACAACAUUAUGCUGGAGUGCUGGAAUGCGGAGCCCAAAGAACGGCCCACUUUUGAAACAUUGCACUGGAAACUGGAAGAUUAUGAUAUGGACUCUACAUCCUAUAUUGAUGCAAAUGCUUUUGUAAAUUGAGUGUUGUGGCAGAGACUGAAGAAAAUCAAAUGAUCAGUUAAAUAAAUAUGGUAUAAAGGGUAACCGUGAAAUAAAUUUCACCUCAAAAUAUGGGGGAGGAGAUGUUUAAAUUAUUAGAUGAAACUAAGGAAUUUUAUAAAUUGCCAAGGCUAUGGUGAUGCUCCAGGACACUAGAAAUUUGAAUGUCAGCCAUUGUCUUUCAAAAUUAAGAAAACUGAAAUGAGGGGGCUUUAUUGUUUUUUUUUUUUUUUUUUGUAAAAUAAGCUCUCUUCUAUUUAUUAUUUAAAUAAUAGACCAAAUGAAUGAACAGAUGAGAUUGUUGUUCAAUAAGCACUGUUGCAUUUCACGGUUUAGCUACUGGAAUGGUUAUUUCUUAUUCCUUAGAUUGCUGAAGCUCAUCAGCUUGUUGCUAUGAAGGAAUCUGAUUACUUUGUUGCACAGCAGGACCUGUGCUUUGAGCCUUUUCUUUUCUUUUUAAAAUAUCCUGUGACUAUAAUGCUGGCAAAGCCAUAUUAGAUGUCUUGAUUGUACAUGGAGUGCACAUGCCUUUGCUAAAGAGGAAAAUGAAACAGAUAUUGGGAAAAGAAUUAAAAUAGCAGCAAAACACAAACUUUUUGCUUUGUAUGUGCAGUGUCCAUCUUAUGAAAUAAUCACAAUUAGCAUUAGUUAACUAAGUUUAAGACACUGAUGAUUUUUUAAAUUAUCCACUGAGGUGCAUAGGAACAUUUUAUAAUCCAUUAAUUUUAAGAAUCAUGAAGCUGAAGAAGUGGGCUGUAGUCCACGAAAGCUUAUGCUCUAAUAAAUUUGUUAGUCUCUAAGGUGUCACAAGUACUCCUGUUCUUUUUGCGGAUACAGACUAACACGGCUGCUACUCUGAAACCUGUCAUGAAGCUGAAAAGAUUUUUCAUAAUGAAAUAGACAUGGCCUUAAUAUUUUGGAGUGAUUCUGCAAAAUUCCCAACCUCAGCUGACGCAUUUGACAGCACUGUGCCUAGGACCAUACAUAGACUCAGCAAAUUGCUUCUUUCCCCCCUUCUCUCUGUUCCAAAUGGAUCUGAUUUAUUUUAUAUAGCAUAGGAUGACAUUAGGGGAAGAAGGAGAAGUAGAGCUCUGCUGAUUAUACGCGGGUCUGAGCAUUGUUAGCAACAUUUAAAAUUUUUCCAAUUCUAGGUAAAUUAGCCAGGGGUAGGGCUUCUGCUAAAUCCCGAGACCUUGAAGGCUUUUGUGUGCAGCAUAAUGGUGAACUAUAUUUUCCCCUUCAUUUUCAGUCAUUGAACAAUAGAAUCCAUUGUAGUCUGUAAUAUUAAUACAACACAUACUAUAGGCUCAAAAUAAGUAUCUAACCACUAUCUCCCAGUAUCAGAGAUACAAGGUAUCUGCCAGGAAAAUCCUAAAAUAGAUAUAAAUAAAUGAAAAGAUUCACUAACCUAAAAUGUGUAUGUCUUUCAUUGCUUAUUCUCGCUGCCAUUUCCUUAUUCUCUUCUCCUUCCACAUCAAGCCUAUUUACUCCAUUUCAAUACCUCCCAUUUCCCCCACUCAUUUGUAAUCUAUUUUUAAUCUCCUCUUUUCUUUGUCUCAUCUCUUCUUUUCUUGGAAGGAAGAAAAGGUUCAAUGACUUGGCCAAAGGCACAGUGGAAGUCAGUGUUGGGCACUGGGAUGAAAUGCAGUAUAGCCUCAUGAUGAUGAGCCACCCCCCUCUUUGUAACAGGAGCUCACACUGACUACUCAGCAGUGAAACAAGCUCAGCUACUGAUUAGUGACCAGCAACCAGAUGGAACUUGUGAUGACCAUAGCACCAUCAGCCCAGGAGGCAGUCCCCUACUCAUAAAUUCAAGUCCAGGAUCCUUACAACCCUGGGUUUAACAGGUACCAUGCACAACUUGACUUUUGAUAGCCUAUUGUUUUUCAGGGGGAAAAAAUCACUGCAAAUUUUCAAUCCAGACGAGGAGGUUGCAUUUCGGGGAUGAUUGUGACACUGGAAUAGGUUAGAAACAUUUUAAUUAAAAACUGAUUUCACCCUUGACACUUAUGGAGUUGUAAAAUUCAGAAGGGUCCUUGGCUUUGGGCUUCAGUGGCCACAUAGUUUGAGGGUCUUAACUCCUAAGGACAUUCAUGUCAUCAAGAACAGAUCAAAGGGGACAUUUAAGACUUGUUGGAAUCUUAGUUAUAGAAAGCACCUAUAUUAGAUAAACUUUACAGCUGAUGAUAUAAAGGUUACAAGAGUCCUAUAGCACGGGAGCUGUUGCAUCAAGCUCCCUUCAGAGAAGAAAACCUAACACAAAGAAUUAAUUGUCAUAAUUAAAAGUUACAUCAAAAGGCCCCAAAUCCUCUGUGCUAGACAGUAUAGUUGGGUUGAAAUGGACAAAUUCCCAUACUAUCCUUAAACACCUCAAUGAAUGACCCAGUAUGUCUGGAAAAAGCUCAUAUAUGUAGGAAACAUGUUCCUAGAUCAACACAGGACCAAGAGCUCAUAAACUUGUAAUUUCCGUCCUCUUCCCUCAAAUAUGCACUGCUGUAUAAUUACACUCUACAUAGAUUUUUUUAUUUGUGAAAUUUCUAUCAAAAACAGUAAAAAUCAAUAUUUUUCUAUGAUUUUAUUUAACUUAGUUUAAGUACACUGUAGGCCUGAGGUGUGCGUAGGUGCCUAAAGCUUACAGUUAGUACAGGAAUUUGUGAGUUUCAUCCCCAACUGUACUGACUGGCAUAGAGGAUUUUGAAGGUGCUGGGAUAUAGUGUAAUAAGCUAGAAAAAGCAAAACUGUGGCCACUUCAAUACAUAGCAACUCUUCCUCCUGAGGUGGGAGGGGUAGCAGUAUGGGGACUGUACUGCAUUUUUGAAGAGAUGGUGCUCCUGCCCAGGGCUGGAUCCAGG